AUGGCUCCAGCACCAUCACGUAUCACUCCCUCACAGGGAGAUGCGUUUAUCAACAAUGGACCGCACUGGACCACCGGGCUGCCUCAGGACUGGAGAGAUGCUUGGGGUUUGGUUCACCUUCCUGCUCUACCGCCUGAAUACGACUCUGAAUCUGCUUCUUCUUCUUCUUCUUCUUCUUCUUUCUCUUCGCCCCCUCGCCCUGCACCAUCUGUUUCCCCUCCUCGUCUCCCUCGUUCUACCUGGCACUCUGCACCAGACACCCACAUUUACCCUCACCAAUACGAUCAAUACGCCUAUCAGGAUCUCCCAGACGCUCCUCAAUAUCAAGGCUCUCUUCAAGGUCAACAACAGCCACAAGCUCAAGACUACCAGCCCCAUCCCCAUUCUCAUCAUCUCGAUCAAACCGUCCCCCAGAGCCAACCCGCUCCUCACUCCACUCAGCCUCCUGACAGUCCACCUCCGCCGUACCUGCUUCACCCAGAUCUUUCUGAGAAGCUGUAUGAUUUUACCCAGCAAACUGUGGAUCAAAUCACCAACACUCUGGGUGCGGAUCGUUUCCACGAGGGACCUACAGAGUCAGUAGUUAGGGAAUUGGAGUCUGCUGGAUCUUGCUUCGACCGAGAGCUAAACUUGCUUUUCGAAGAUCAAGUCGACUCUGAGACUCAGGAAGCUAUCGACUGGAUGAUCAAAGAGCCCGCCCAUUGGCCUCUUGACGAAUCUCUCGAGUCUGUUGUCAACGAGUCACUUCAAGAGAUGAUCAAGGAUUCAGCUGAAGCAGUUGCCGACCCCUCCAAGCACAGCUGUGCCUCUCCUACGCCUUCCUCCUUCGACGUCGGUGUUUCCGACGUUGUCGAAGCUCCAGCCGAACCCAACAAAAGGGUUCGUGUCCGCCUCUACAAGAACAAGGCAGGACGCAAGAAGCGCCGCGAGAGACAGCUGCAGAAGAUGGCUCGGCGCACCUCCAACCAUCCCGAGCCCGCCAGCGGCUUCCCUGGCGAUGCUUCGCCAAACAGCAUCGCCGACACCAUCAUCGGGUCGGACAUCGACGUCGCGCAUUCGCCCUCCCCUCCGCCUUCCCGCUUGCCUCUACCCACUGAGGCCAUGCCAGUUGUUCCUUCGGCGCCGGCUAACCCCGAGGCCCCGCCCAAGAAGAAGCAGAAGGCGAAGAAGAAGAAGGGGAAGAUUCAGGCCGAGAAGGCCGGUGACAACAUCUCUUGGGAGUCUUUGGAUGCCCAGCUCACGGCGUCGGCUGCGCCUGCCCAGGAGGAGGAGGAGAGAGCUGCCUCCCUCUCUGCCGCCCCCCGUGUUGGCGAUGUGUCCCCUCACUCUGUAGACCAGAGUGAGAACAGCUGGGUUCAGUGGCCAAUGCACGGUCGGUCGGUAUCAGCUCAGCACUCGCACGACGGUGGUCACCAGAUUGGGUAUGAACAGCCCUGGUCUGGCGUCGUUGCGGGUCCUUCUGGAGAUGGACCGAUGUGUGGGUUCUGCCCAGCCUGCUGCCACCACAAUGGCAAUCACCGUUGCAGCUGCUGCUGCCUCCAUGGCCCAGCUGACUGCUGGUAUGCGUCGGAUAUCAAUUCCCCACGCAAUACCGAUUUGCUUGUCGCCGCCCCGCCCCCGCCUGCCGCCGACCAGGAGCUUGCGCCAGCGGUUGCUUCGCUAUUCGAAGCGUACCGUAUGUCGAAGAUGUCGAGUCCCAAGUCCUCGAGCUUGGGUGAGCCUGUCAGUGAGCCCAUCGUUGAGUCGGAUUUGCUGUCUGUCGUCGAUCGACAGUCGUCCCGGGCUUCGUCUGCCUCUAACCAGGCACCAAACGAGCCCGCUGUCGUCUCAUCCACGGCAGACACCGACACCACCCUGGAUGCUUGCACCAUUCAGGAGACAACCCCGGCCAACAACUCGCAGAAUAUGAGUUUACGCCAGGCUCACCCCGGCCAGUUCUUGACUCCGGAGGACUUGAAGUCCCCCAGCCUGUACUUUGACGCCAAGUCAAAGAACCCGAGCUCCUCCGUUCUGGCUUCCAGUGAGUCGAAUGAGGCUUCGCGGGAUACUAGCCGCAAGCCAUCGACCGCCGCCAGCAACGACCCCGAGGAGAAAGGUGCGUCAAUUUCGGCUGAGGACACCCCGGAGAAUCGCAAUCAGGGUUGCCAGAAUUUGCCUACCGACACCCGUCAACAGUCCCCCCAGCCAGAAGCCAUUGGCCCUCUGGCUUUCCAGACUGAGCAUGUCAAGACGCUGUUUUGCAAUCUUGAGUUUGCCGACGUUCAGCUCCUGCUGAGUCCCGAAUUGUCCCAUCCUCUCAUCGUUUAUAAUCUCCACAAGGCGAUCAUUGCUGGGAGCCCCUUCUUGCACGACGUGAUGGCGGCCAAGAGACACCGUGAUGGGGGUGUCGACCAUAUUCGCGCUUUCACUGGAAUCUCAUUCUCUUGUUCAUACGCCUUCACCAUGGCCCUUCAGGUCCUGUACGGAGUUCCCCUCGUCACCAAGGAGACCCUUCGCAAGUUCGCUCUCCAAGGACUGGGCCUUCCCGACGACAACGGUACAGGCACCUUCUCUUUUUCCAUUGAGCGUGCCCUGGUUGAUUUUGCUCUUUGCUACGCUGCCGCCGGUGCCUUCCUCGCACGUCGCGAGAUCACCGAGCGAGGUAUUGACUUGGCCAUCGAUCACAUUUCCUGGGAGACUGCGGAGUUUAUCCUCAGCUUUGGCAUGACCCCCGUCAGUUACAUGGUGACCUGCCCCGAUGUGCCUUUCUCUCCAAUCAGCCCCGCCAACUCGCGCUCGUCGUCUCUCUCCAUUGCCCAUGACAUUGGUACUCCCGUCGCUGGACUCGAUCAUUUCCACGACUUCCACUAUGUGCAGGCACAACGAGCUCAGAAUGCUGCCCUGCAAUUCAUCACCGCAGCAGUCACGCUGGAAUUCGAACUGUACCGACGCGCCCAGGCUCACUACACCCCGAGUCGAAUUCCGCCUGCUCUACACACCCUCCCAGGCUCCCUCCUAUCUAACCCACGCCUGGAAGAGAUCCGAUUUGGAAGUUUCCCAUCCUUCGCCGACCUGCGUCCCACCGACCAAGCCAUCCUCGUUCCUUCCGCCAUGUUGAUCACCCUCCCAUACCCGGUCUUCAUGGCUGCUCUUGAUACUAUGAAAGCUCGCGGUAACCUACGCGCCGAGCUGAUCAAGGAGGUCGUGGAGGAGCGCGAGGCACGUCGCCUGAAUGCGCUGCGUGUCUCUCUUCGCGUUGAUCCAAGCAAGGUCGCUCCCGAGGCCUAUGAGGAAUUGAAGUACCGGGAAUUCGUCACGAUGGAGCCAAGCGAAAACACCAAUGAUCAAAACGCGGAUGCGCUCCGUGCACCGGUCGACCGGGUCUUCGUUGGAGAUGAUUUUCCAAACAAGGCGCUCCUGAGACCCCGUCGCCGUGCGCCUGCCGAUGGCUCCGGCCCUUCCCGCGCGCGCAAUGCCACCUGA
Molecule: messenger RNA, 3462 nt
Organism: Penicillium brasilianum
Lineage: Eukaryota; Fungi; Ascomycota; Eurotiomycetes; Eurotiales; Aspergillaceae
Source: the annotation of a GenBank genome assembly